Aplosporella prunicola CBS 121167 is the source of this 907-nucleotide messenger RNA. RefSeq lists its product as uncharacterized. Gene Ontology annotation, molecular function: DNA binding; transcription coactivator activity. Gene Ontology annotation, biological process: positive regulation of transcription initiation by RNA polymerase II. The record is from RefSeq and is a predicted model, not a curated record. Lineage: Eukaryota; Fungi; Ascomycota; Dothideomycetes; Botryosphaeriales; Aplosporellaceae. The transcript has 3 exons. The coding region runs from base 184 to 687 and encodes 167 amino acids.
CCCGGAAAGCGCGCACCCUUACCCCACCCCAGCAAGCGCACCGACCACACGUCAAAAGCGCGCCGCACGUCAUCCCGCGCCCGACACAAAACGCGUCUCCCGGACCUCACCUCACGCGCACACACCCGCGCCAUCCAAACCCCACGCCAACCACAGCAAGCAAAACAAAAACAAAAAACCACCAUGCCACCCAAGCGCGCCGCCGCCGCCGCCGGACGCAAGCGCGCCUCGGAAGUGUACGAGGACGACGGCUUCGUCGUUGGGGACGAGGGCGCGCCGCAGCUUAAGCGCGCCAAGGGCGGCGCCAAGAAGGAGGUCAAGACGGGCUUGCAGAGAGAUGACGAGGGGAAUGAGUUCUGGGAGAUUUCGAACCAGCGGCGCGUGACCGUGAGCCAGUUUAAGGGGAAGACGUUUGUCAGCGUGCGCGAGUACUACGAGAAGGACGGGAAGGCGAUGCCGGGGAAGAAGGGAAUCUCGCUCUCGGUCGAGCAGUACUCGACGCUGCUGACGCUGCUGCCGGACAUUGAGGCCGUGCUGGGCCAGAAGGGCGAGAGCGUGCCGCGCCCGAGCUAUGAGGGCGAGGUGGGCGGCGCUGUAAAGCAGCAACCUGCUGAGGAUGAAGAGGGAGAAGCGGAGGAAGAGGGCAAGAAGAACUUCGAGGCCACGAGCGACGAGGGCGAGGAGUGAUUGGCGGGCUUGAGGGGGAAGCGGCGCGAGACGUGGUCCGGGGACAUGAGGGUCUCGGGCGGAGCCGUGGUUCGCGCGAGGUGCAGGAAAACGUGCCGAGUGGAGCGGGAUGGCGCUCUCAGGUAUUUUCUAGGUAAAUUCUCUUUGCUUUCAGUUGUGAAUACCCUUGAGCUUCGUCUGGCUGUCUUUUGCAUAGUUUUUGGUUGCUCGUCGUCUACAC